GUUCUAUGAUCGUGGUCUCCUCUGUCAGUGCAAGGUGUACGCUCUAAAAAUCUACUCUAGUGUUUCUCACAUCGAAUUAUAAAAUCAAAAAACCCGGAUACAGUGUUUUCUCCCAAAAAAGGCCACAAUGGGAGGUCUUCUUUAUGACGACGGUCCCAUCAUCAAACCUGUCGAGUCCGUUUCGACAGCGGCACUCAUUGGAUCAUGUGUCGGAACCGCGACCGUAGUCUGCGCCGUAGUGAUGACCUGGUGGCUCUGUAGACGACGAAGAGAGCACACAAAAUUGAGUUCAGACAAGUCCCUGGCUUUCAGACCACCUCACCGGAAGCCCACUGCCGUUAAAAGUCCCGGAAGUGCAACCCACUAUCUGAAGAAGAGUCCCAGUCCAACUGGACCAGCUAAAAGUCCUCCAGGAUCUGGAGGACAGAGUCCCAGUCCCACCGGAUCUCAGCAUUCUCAACCCAAUAGCCAUGGACCUCAAUCCCGGUCACCUCAAGAUUCCACAUCUCCGGCGCAAACACCUUCUGGCGAAACUAGCAUGGCUAUCGAAAAUGAAAAAGACAAGGCAGAAUUGGAAAUCAGUGAGAAGGUGGACCGAGGAAAUGGGAUCAUUGUCGAUUUGAAUAAAGGUGGUCUUGGUCAAUUGGUCUUCAAAUUGCGCUAUCUUGGUGAACAAAAUGCCCUGGCAGUCACUGUUGUGAAAUGCAAAGGUUUGCCAGCUAGAGGAACGCAUAAUGGAAGCAGUGAUCCCUAUGUGAAGCUUCAAUUGCUGCCUGAUAAGCAACACAGAACCAAAACUAGAGUCUUGAGAAAUACGAGGGAUCCAGUUUAUGAUGAGGACUUUACUUUCUUCGGAAUUUCACAGAGUCAACUUCAGAAAAUCAGUCUUCACUUCGUGGUGAUGAGCUUCGAUAGAUAUUCACGAGAUGAUAUUAUUGGAGAAGUGGUUUGUCCUUUGACGUCAGUAUCUGAUCUUGAAGAUGCAAUGAAUCGACAAAUAUCCUUGUGUCGAGAAAUCUGCCCUCGAAGUUUAAAGAUUCAAUCUCAAGGAAGAGGAGAAUUGUUGGUAUCCUUAUGCUGGCAGCCAGCAGCAAGUAAACUCACUGUAGUGGUUUUAAAAGCUCGUAAUUUGCCAAAAAUGGACGUCACUGGUUUGGCAGAUCCCUAUGUGAAAAUUUAUCUUCUAUAUAAUUCGCAACGUAUCGCAAAGAGGAAGACCCAUGUCAAGAAACGCACUCUGGACCCAAUUUUUAAUGAAUCCUUCGUUUUUGAAAUACCGAAUGGAACCGAAGGUCUCAGCAAGAUCAGUCUUGAAUUUGCUCUUCUUGAUUGGGACAGGGUUACCAAGAACGAGGUCAUUGGGCGAUUGGAGGUUGGUGGUCCUAAGUGUCAGGGAUCAGCUCUAAACCACUGGAAUGAGGUUUGCACAUCGCCGAAGCGCCAGAUCGCCGACUGGCACAAAUUAAGGGAAUAAAAACUUAAUCGCUCUUUAUCACUUUUCGCGAAAUUCUCAUAAACGCGCCCCAAAACAUUUUUCCAUAUCUAUAAACCCGUGAAAUCAAACACCGAAUUCACCCACGAAAAGCACAGAUUUAUAAAGGUGUCUUAUUUUAUAAACAUAACUAUACUCGAUGUGUAAUAUCCGGCUUCAGAUCUGUGCAGCUUCCGUUUGUAAAAUAGAAAACAAAAUAUUGAUAGCUAAGGUCGAAAGAAGGGUAAGAAAUUUAUUUAGCGUCGACUUCCAAGAAAUGCCUAAAUUUGAAAGCUUUCGACGUUGUAGAUAUAUUUAUAAAGUAUUGGAAAUAUCUUCAGAAAGUCUUUUUUGAGAUUCAACAGGAUUCCGAAUGUGAAGAAGCAAUCACGUUAAAAAAAGUCUCGAAUUUUUACAACUUCUUCUUCUAGAGAAGAAAAAUAUCAGGACUAAAAAUAUUAUUCAUGGGCCCAGGGAGCGGAUUAGAGCCACUGAGAAGUUAGUUGAGGAGCGCAGCUCAGCUCUCACACGCGGAGAACCAAUGGCCCGGCAGAGGCGGUUGCGUAGCAAUGCGCAUGUCUGUCGUGCGCGCGCACGCUUGCCGCUGGUCUAACAGGGGUUCUCCGCAUGUGAGAGCCGAGCUGCAAUCGUUUGCUAACUUUACAGUGGCUCUAAUCCAUUCUCGUUUGGACUAAAUAUUUACAUUUUAUUUUCUUUUACUAUUCACACUUGCAGACUUCUAAAUUGUUGGGACUUUAAUUUCCGCAACAGAUUGAAAUUUUAUUCCCAGUAAAAAUUUGCGCCUAUAAAUAAUUAGGAGCUAUAAUUUUCUUCUCUGAAUGAAACCUUGAUUGGUGUUUUGUCAACUCAAAGUUUCAAAGAGUACAAAGCUUCUUCCAUUCCACUAAUCGAUGGAACAAUAUCGUAAGAGAUAUUCAAACUUUUAUCACUCGCUGAUAAAAAAUUUAGUAAACCAAGUGACGACGUAUUCCAUGUAAAUGGCAUAGUUAGAAUCAGCCCAAUGUCAUCUCAUCGGAUGUAAAAUGUAAAAUGUGGAAAAUUUGUUUAUGUGUCAUUCCAUUACUAUAUUUCUUACCAGCGGAGAACGCCAAUUGUUAAUUUAAGUUUCGGUUUACAAUUUGUUGAAUAAAAAACAGUCAUAUGCGCUAUUUACGUCGUUUUUUAGAAAAUCUACUUUAAAAUUUUUGUCAAAUCAUUUAGAGUUUGGCUAAAGACACUUCGGAACAGCCGGUAGCUCAGACAGCAGCGCCGCGGCUUCAUAACCGAAAAGUUACGUGUUCGAUUCCCGUUGUUUGCAUUUUUUAAUUUAUUUUUUUUAAUUUUCAUAAAUAUAAUUUCCUUCAACAAUAUUUAAAAGCUGUACAAAUAAUAAUUUUGUAAUGCCUUUAAAUAAAUAAAAAAGACCGGGUAGCGCUGAUUGAACAAGGAACCUUCCAGCUAUGAAGCCCAAACGCUGUACUAAACUGCCUGAGCUACAGGCCGUUCGGAUAUUUUUUUCGGCGGUCUCCCCUUGUUAGCAGAUGGAAUUACUUUCUCUUCCCUUCUGAGUAAAAAAAAAUACAAAGAGAUGAAUUUUCGAUAUAAGCGUAAGAUAAAAACGUGUAUUUGAAAAUGGUAAGUGAUAAUCGUUAAUUGAUAAAACGGUUAUCAAUCAAGGAGAAAUUUUUAAAAGGCGAAGAAAGUAACAGCCUCAGAAACAGAGAUCAGUAUUUAUCACUGGAUACUUUCAUCCUACAUUAAUUAUUUCAGAUCCAUAACGGGUUUUUAUUAAAAAGUAAAUAUAAUUUUAAAAAGGUGGUAAAUAUUGUCGGGGGUGAUUAUUUAAUAUCAAUAAUUAAGGAUUCCAAUUUUUUAGAAUAAAAAGUAAAAAAAGUCAAAGUGGUUUUGAGAUAUCAGAGGUUGCUACUUUCCUUUCUCGGAUAAAUAAGCGACCUUUUCUGUAAAUAUGUAAGUGAUGUUGAUGAACUUGUAUAAUUAUAAUCGCAAUUUAUUUAUAUUAAUUUAUCUAUCAACUGUUUUCUAGUAUUAUAGAAAUAAGUUAAAUUAUAUUUUUUGAGCUAACUUGCUUUUCUCACUUUUAGCCAACGUUCUCGGGUCUGGGAAAAGGAAAGGAACCAGAGUUUAAGAAUUUUUUUUCAAACGUCGAUAUUAUUUUUUCGCACGAAUGUCAAUUUUUGCAGCAACGCAUAUUACGAAAUAAAUAAUCUUGUGUAUUUUUUAUAGUAAUUUUCUGCGAUUCUUUAAGCAGUUUUGAAACAAAAAGAGCAAGCCCAAUAAAAGUAAAAAGUUUGUAUUUACUCAGGGAGCAGAUUACAUCCACUGUGAAGUUAUCCGAAGAGCGCAGCUCGGCUCUCAAUUGCGGAGAACCGACGGUCCGGUAGAGAAGGGAUGGCGAAGAAACGUGUGCGCCCGGAGUGCGCGCGCACACUUGAUGUUGAUCUAACACAUGUGAGAGCCGAGCUGCGCUCAUCACAAAACUUCACAGUAGCUCUAAUCCGCCCCCUGUAAUAAUUAUUGUUUGAAUUGUACAGAAAAUAAUUAUGAAUUUUGCAUAACUCAGAUGUUAUCUCAUGAUUUUUGCGCUUCAAGUGGUAAUUAAUAUAUGGUAAUUAAUGUGAAGAGAAGAAUAGAUUUUCUAUUGGAGAGAGAUGAGUCAUUCUAGUCAUUGUGGUAAGAAAAAGUACCUUUGAGGGAAAAAAAGUUGAAAGUAAGUCGAGCGUUAAAAGUAAAUCACAAAAAGACUCAAUGGGUUAUACUGAUUAACGAUAAAAAAAUACUGAAUUAUAUCAAUAGGCAUAAUACACGAAAUUUAAUAAAGUUCAAAAAUGCAUUCUAAUCGAGAGUGUCAUCUAUCUACUUAAUUGCUAUACUGUAACGAUUAAAAAGUACGUGCGUAACAAGUUAACGAGUAGGAUAAUACUUUAGGACAAAAUGUGCUUCGUCUUCUGAUUUUACAGAGUUAAAAAUUCGAUAGAUUUAUAGAGAGCGGAUUAGAGCCUGUGUAAAGUUAGCUGAAGAGCUCAGCUCGGCUCUCAAAUGCGGAGAACAGUCGGAGUGGCAGGGAAGCAAAGAGCGUGCCCGACUUGCGCGCGCAUGUUUUUCGCUGAUCUAACAGGGGUUCUCCGCAUGUGAGAUCCCUGCUGCGAUCGUCAACUAACUCCACAGUAGCUCUAAUCUGCUCUGAAAAGAUUUUAGUGAAAUAUUUAAUAUGUCUAAAAAAUUAACUCUGCAAAAUCACGAAAUAAUUCAGCUCUAACACUCAUUGAUUCUCGAAAUGGAAUCUUAGAAAGCAUCUUGCGAUUCAGAGAAUUCCAUUUUUAUCAUUUAAAUUAUUACUUACUUUUCAGUUUGGCAAUUAGAUUUGCCAUUUCUUUCUGGUAGUGACAUUUCUGAAUUGCUUGAUGAAUUGUCUGGGAUUCGAGAAUACAAAAAAAUAAAUGCGUACAGCAUUCUGUGUAAACAGAUUUUAAGGCUGUGCCGUCAAUAAAGAAUUUAAAAACAAA
Molecule: messenger RNA, 4995 nt
Organism: Belonocnema kinseyi
Lineage: Eukaryota; Metazoa; Arthropoda; Insecta; Hymenoptera; Cynipidae
Gene: Syt4
Product: synaptotagmin-11
Exons: 5
Coding region: 128-1474 (448 amino acids)
Biological process (GO): vesicle fusion; regulation of dopamine secretion; regulation of calcium ion-dependent exocytosis
Cellular component (GO): membrane; synapse; axon
Molecular function (GO): SNARE binding; calcium ion binding; phosphatidylserine binding
Source: RefSeq, a predicted model, not a curated record